CGGUGGUCUGUGCUGCUGGUGGGAUGGAGAGUAUUUAACCCGCCUGGGAGAGUUUUUAGCCCCAUCCACCACACGGACUCUGACUCAAGCCAUUCAAGCCUUGAAAGUGAAGCAGAAAUCAGAGGAGGUUCUAAGAUGCCCAACUGGGGAGGAGGCGCUAAGUGUGCAGCCUGUGAGAAGACCGUGUACCAUGCCGAGGAGAUCCAGUGUAACAGCAGGAGUUUCCACAAGACCUGUUUUAUCUGCAUGAGCUGCAGAAAAGGGCUCGACAGCACCACGGUUGCUGCACAUGAAUCUGAGAUUUACUGCAAAUCGUGUUACGGGAAAAAAUACGGACCAAAGGGCUAUGGAUAUGGACAAGGAGCUGGAGCUCUGAGCUCUGAUCCUCCAGGACAGGACGGAGAAGCACAGCCACUAAACUCCAAACCUCGACAAACCUCUUCAAACCCCAACUCCAGCAAGUUCUCCCAGAAGUUUGGUAGCUCAGACCGCUGCCCCCGCUGCUCCAAAGCCGUUUAUGCAGCAGAGAAGGUGAUGGGAGCAGGAAAGGCGUGGCAUAAAACCUGUUUCCGCUGCGCUCUGUGUGGGAAGAGCCUGGAGUCCACCACAGUGACAGACAAGGAUGGAGAGCUGUAUUGUAAAGUUUGCUACGCCAAAAACUUUGGUCCAAAAGGAUUCGGGCUUGGCAACGAGGCCAUGUUGGAGGAGCGUGAAUAAACCUAUGGCUCUGCUGAACCCAUGGCGCCUCAACCCUGAAGAAAGAUGAGCAUUAUCAGCAAUGUUUAAACUCACAAAAUAAAAGCAUUUUGUU
Molecule: messenger RNA, 811 nt
Organism: Cyprinodon variegatus (sheepshead minnow)
Lineage: Eukaryota; Metazoa; Chordata; Actinopteri; Cyprinodontiformes; Cyprinodontidae
Gene: csrp3
Product: cysteine and glycine rich protein 3
Exons: 6
Coding region: 136-717 (193 amino acids)
Biological process (GO): cardiac muscle contraction; muscle tissue development; sarcomere organization
Cellular component (GO): cytoplasm; nucleus; Z disc
Molecular function (GO): actinin binding; structural constituent of muscle
Source: RefSeq, a predicted model, not a curated record